Messenger RNA from Mytilus trossulus (common blue mussel), 3621 nucleotides. RefSeq names its product von Willebrand factor A domain-containing protein 7-like. The transcript is spliced from 21 exons. Lineage: Eukaryota; Metazoa; Mollusca; Bivalvia; Mytilida; Mytilidae. The record is from RefSeq and is a predicted model, not a curated record. The coding region runs from base 130 to 3189 and encodes 1019 amino acids.
AAAAAGUGAGAUUUGGUAUUUGAAAUUGUUGAUAUACAAAAUUGGAAAAACACUAAAUAUAUGUCGUUUUGUUCACGAGAAUUGGUAUUAAGCGAAUAAUGGACGACAGUAGCAAUACAAAUUGAAACGAUGGCGGUAUACCAGAAACUACUUUUGAUUCUAAUUAUUAUCACCUACCCAUCCGAUGGAUUCCCACCAGAUGCUCUGACAGGGUCUGCCUCGUAUGCCAAACAUCAUGCAGAAAUAACACGUAUUUCAAUCCGUGUUGCUGUUGGCAAAUUUAUAAAGGAAAACAAUCUGACUGUUGUCGACGACAGCAUUGAUGUGAUAAAUUUAGUCGAUGUAUUCUUUGGAAAUGAUAGUGACGGAUUGCAAGAGUUCAGUAGACGGGAAGAUGAAAUAAUACAACAUGUCAAGAACCAAGAAAGAUCUGAUAAUGCACAUAUUCAUUGCAACUCUGAACAGAUACAACUAGCAAAUACCCAUUUAUUACAACUUCGGAAACAGAUCGGACAACUAGCGCAAAGUUCUGAACCGGAUCUUUUUUUAAUACGUGAAAUGAUUGGACAAUGUCUAUAUACCAUUCAGGCAUUUUACAGUGGAACAAAUUGGGUUGAAAUGAACGGCGACACAGUGUAUAGAGAUUUUGGGGUACCAAAUAAGACUUUGAUGGCUGUUGCAGAUUCUACAGUGGACACGUGUCGUGAUUGUGACAAUUCCGGUUCAGAUACAAGCUCCUGCAAGAAUAAUUUGUUGAUAAAUAAUGCGUUAACAAGCGGAUAUCAAACAGGUCAUGAUAUUCAACCUCCAUAUAAAACAAGUGGUGAUAUUGAUAAAGGUAAGUGUGGAUUUGGAGGGACCUCCGACACAGAAAAUGGACAGAGAACUGCAAUAGGUGGAAUAAACAAAGACAGACCUGAUUCAAAGUAUUCGCCACAUCAUCAUUUACAUUACCAAGCAUUCUUUGCUGCAAGAAAGGCAACAGAGCAGUUUUUGAUAGAUCCAGAAAUUGGAAUUAUCAAUGAGUUAGAAAAUGACUUAUUUGCUGAAGUGUUUAACUUGAAAGAAAAACAUAAGGCGUCGUUUGCCUUUGUAAUUGAUGACACCGGCUCUAUGAGCGAUAACAUUGAUAAAGUUCAAGAUGCAUGCGUAGACAUAAUUACAGACGUUUUAGAUUCGACGAAUGAACCAAUUGAUUAUAUUUUGGUUACAUUCAACGACCCGACUGAGCAUAUUCAUCGUUUGACCACAACAAAUGGACUCGAGAUGAUUGAAACAUUAGAAUCGCUUUCCGUGAGUGGAGGGGAUGACUGUCCUGAAUAUGCUAUGAGUGGAAUGCUGAAAGGUAUUGAACUGUGUAGAGAAAAUUCUAUACUGUUUUCCUAUACAGACGCAUCUGCAAAAGAUGAAAGUAACAGACAAGCAGUUAUCGAUGCUGCAAUUGCCAAAAAUAUUAAGCUCAGUAUUUUUGCAGAGGGCAAUUUGUGUGGUAAACGCAAAAGGAGAGAAGCAGGUCGAUGGAAGCGAGCAACAGGAUCUGAUGUGUAUUAUGAAAUUGCCGAGGCUACAGGCGGAAAAGUUUACCAGAUCAGUACAUCAGAAAUAGCUGACGUCAUGAAACAUAUCACACAGGAGCUCUUACCGUCGGCAACAGCUGUGAUUAAUGUUUUAAACCUCGAUGCUACUGCGGAUGAUUUUGUUACCUUUCCUGUUGACAAUAUGAUAACUAAUUUGAAAGUAACUAUACUUGGAGCCGCUUCUACCACUGAAGUUGAUGUACACUCCCCUCUUGGAUCAGUAAUGACAAGUUCAAGUACAAAUGUUUUAUUUGAAAACCCAAACAAAGUAGUUGUUACAGUGGCGAACCCAACAUCUGGUAUGUACACUCUGUUCAGAACAGGAAAUAGCCACUGGAGUGUUAAUGUAACUGCCCAGUCCGCAAUAGACUUUGAUUAUACCAUUACAGAAGAAGCAAAUGACGGAUACUUGUACAAAAUAGUAGGAAAUCCUAUCAUAGGCGAAACAUAUACAAUUUUUCUAACAGUUUAUAACUUACCAGAGAAUGCCACAGCUACAACAAUGCAACUUACAGAAGGUUCAGGAAGUGAAAAACAUUUCAAUUUAACACAAAUGACAUCUGAUUUUGUUUCGAUGUAUUUUUGUUCCGCAAGUCUAAUAUCAGAGGUGUAUCAAAUCAGUAUCUAUGGAACAGACGACAAUGGGACCACAUGGAUGAGAACGUCACCUAACACGAUAUCGCCAGUAAAUGUCAAACUAGCCCUUUCUUCAACAGCUGACCUGUAUGUGAAUACGAUUGGAAAUGUUUCCUACAUUAUUGAUAACAAAGGAACAACAAACGAAACAUUUACAGCUAGACUUACGGAUAAUAGAGGAUUGCUGAUAGGCCAGACACAUUUUUAUGAAAUCAUUGCCAGUAAUGAAUCUACAGAAAUCAUGUUUCAGUUACAGGGUUCAAGUUCAUUUAGCACCGUGACAUAUACUAUAUCUGUAACGAGAUCUGGCUCAACAAAUACACUUCAACAAGAAAGCAAAACACUAUAUAUAAGUCCAGAUAUUCCACCAAUGUGCAGUGUUGACACUUUGAAUGGACAGUGUGACAAUAACUAUGGUAACGGUACCUGCUUGGACAGUACAUGGACUGGUCAAGCAACAAUAACAUUUACUACAGAUCUCCAGUCUGUCACAGGAUCUAAUGGUAUGAAUGUGGACAUGAGCAGUGUACUAUCAUCGCCAUCAGUAGUAACUGUGAGUGGCACCUGUUGUACACCAUCGACAUACUUAACUAUAAUUGACAAAACUAAUAAUUUUGUCCGAUGCCAUUUCUUCCUUGGAGACGUGAUCUAUAUAGAUGAUUCUAAAUCUGUAUUGUCGACAGCUGAACAGAUAGCAGUAGGUGUCAUAGCAGGAAUAGUUGUGGCCUGUUUACUGGCAACAGUGACAUUUGUUAUAGUCGUCUAUCGCAAAGGUGUGAAACCAAAGCUAAAUGCCAUGAAGGUUGAUAAUCUGAAUAGAGAGGCUGUAAAGACUUUUCCUAUGAAAAAGGAAAACUCCUCAAAACAACUAUUUUGUGAUGACUUUAUGACUUUGAAAUGUGACUUUAAAAGUCAACCACCACGAGAUACCCAUUUUCCACAUGACUUAGAAUUGGAAAUAAAUGAUUUUCAAUAAGGCUUAGUAUUACCAAAAUGUUUAUCUAAUGAUGAAAUGCAACUAAACUUGGUUCUUCUUUUAUGUAUUUGACAUAAACUGAAUAUUGUAUUUAUGUGUGUCUGAUAGAUUUACAACAGUUUUAACAUAUGUUCUUGUAGUUAAGGGAAAACUAUUUGACGUAUUACGGAACAUAGAAGUCCAGUUCAAUUUUUAUACUUGCGUUUUUGUUCUUUAGAGGUGUCAUCAAAAUAUUGAAACAUUUCAAUAAUUGAUUAAAUAUUGAAAAGUUAUACUGUAUACGGUUCAAUGGUACUUAAUUCAUGUUUAUAUAUUAUUUUAUAGAAUAUUAUUCCGACAUUUAGACAAAGAUAGUACAGAAAAAAAAUCUGCAUUUAGAAUCAUUUUAUCGAGUACAGUUUCAAAAUUAAUGUAACAAUGUCAUUUCAUCAA